AUGUUUCCAAUCAAAGGGUUGGGAGGCCUGACACUUGUUUCCAUCUUGCUGUGCAUGUCAUUUCAAUAUUUUGUAAACACUUUACAAAAUCAAGGUCUCUAUAAUUUCGGGGUGGCUGUUAACAAGGGAACCUCAAGAGGAACUGUUGUAACUGUUUGUGACCAGCCAGGAGCUUCCUUUGAAUGCAUUGUAUCUCUGCUAUAUGACGACCGAUUAAUGAACUCAGUUCUAGUUGUGAAUUCAUACAAUGGAAGCACUCUUUCAAUUCCAUUUCCUUCAAACGCCACAAGUGUUUUUGAUAUAGUGAACAAUUCAGUGUUUGCAUCUGUGUUGUCUAUGAAUGGAAGAUAUUAUUACAUGCAUUUUGGAGGUUACUUUAUGCAAUUUGAUUGUGUAUUUUUCAAUUUCUCAUUGGUGAAAAAAACACUUACUGGUAGUGCCAUGUCCAUGACUGAGGACGAUAAUGGUGUCAUCUGGUCAGCCACUUAUCCCUAUUCAGGUCUUGUGUCUUAUAAUCCUACCACAAGAAAAUUUUCCGAUUAUGGAUCUAUUUAUAACCAAACCUGGUUAAUGUAUCCUCGUUCUGUUGCAGCGGACAAUCUCGGAUUUGUUUAUAUUGGAAUUGGUUUUACAUUUAGCCAAUUCAUUUGUUUUAAUCCAAAUACUUCAAAAGCAUUCACAAUGCUCCAGGAAUCUGAAAGAAUAGCAGGAGCAGCCUUUCUUUAUAGAGACAAAGAUGGUGCGGUUUAUGGAUACAAUGUGAAUACAACUCCUUGGUUAAAAUUCUAUGGAGGGAAUAUGACAAAUAUUGGAUCGACACAUACAAGAAAUGGUAAAAUCAUUAUUGCCGGAAAUCAGGAUUUGUUUUAUAUUUAUUUUCCUUCAUUGAGACGCUUGUUGACAUUCGACUAUUCCACAAGAACAUUUACCAUUCAGGAAAAGAAUGCCUCAAUUCAAACGACGAACUCGUUUAAUUAUACCUGUAGAGGAGCGAAUAUAAUGACAAUACAAACGACUCCAGAUGCCACAAACUUAAUCGGAGGAGCGAGUUUCCCAAUGUAUUUCUUCUCCUUGAAUGGUAAAUCCAAUGAAUUUACAAACUAUUAUGUAGUAGACCAGCCUAAUGUCAUUCAGACUGCCUAUUAUGAAACUUACGUUUGGAUGGGAACUUACCCGCAUGGUCGAUUACUUGUGUAUGAUCUAAACAAACCUUGGAGUGAUCCAAUUCCUGGUACCAACACUAGCAACCCUAUCAUCCUUACCUCAGCAGAGCCUCAUGUUAUUCGACCAAGUUGUGUUCUCAUCCAUCCCUACAAAAAAAUAAUUCUCAUGGGAGGUACACCAGAAUAUGGCCUGACUGGAGGAGGUCUUUUAAUUUGGAACAGAAUCACAAAUACCUCCAUUGUGUUAGACCACACACAAGUUGUUACCUAUCAUUCCACAAACAGUUUGGCCUAUGUGCCUGGUAAUCCAGAUUUAGUGAUGGGAGGAACUACAAUCAAUGCAGGAACUGGUGGAAUUCCAAAGGCUACCAAUGCAGCUAUAUAUCUAUUCAACAUCACAUCAAUGCAAGUGGUGUGGAAAUCAAACCCUUUUCCGGGUGUUACAUCUUAUUAUGAAUUAUAUGCCAAUCCUCAAACUGGGCUAAUCUAUGGAUAUACAAAUAACAAUGUGUUCUUUGUGUUUAAUCCAAAGAAUACAACCAUUGUAUACAGCACAUACGCACAUGCAGUGGUUGAACAAGGCCCUCACUCAUUUGUUCCACAUCCUAAUGGAAUUGACGUUUACAUUACCCUAUCUACAGGCAUGUUCAAAAUAGACCCAAACAAUUUCAAAUUAACUCAGGUUUUUGCAUCACCGUUUAUCUUGACUUUUGGUGGAGUGAUUUUGAAAAACGGAUGGUAUUACUUUUGGGCAGAUGCCAAUAUUUAUGGUUUCAAGCUAUUUAAUACCUCUGUCGUUCAUCCAACGUUAUCAAUAAUUCCAGUCGAUAAUUCAAGUUUAUCAAUUCCAAGUUUAUCAGUUCCAAUGUUCAGGAACACCUCUCAUAUCAAUUUAUCUGUUUCCACUUCAUUGUUGAGGGUGCAUUGGCUUCAGAAUGUCAUCAAGUUGACAAUAAUGAUCAUCAUUGGAUUUCUAUUUAUUUCAACGAUCAUGAUCGAGUGA
This is a messenger RNA of Naegleria fowleri, 2166 nucleotides long. RefSeq lists its product as uncharacterized. The coding region runs from base 1 to 2166 and encodes 721 amino acids. Gene Ontology annotation, molecular function: protein binding. The record is from RefSeq and is a predicted model, not a curated record. The transcript has a single exon. NCBI's taxonomy places the organism in Eukaryota, Heterolobosea, Eutetramitea, Acrasida, Naegleriidae.